Molecule: messenger RNA, 1012 nt
Organism: Populus nigra (black poplar)
Lineage: Eukaryota; Viridiplantae; Streptophyta; Magnoliopsida; Malpighiales; Salicaceae
Product: auxin-responsive protein SAUR32
Exons: 1
Coding region: 356-697 (113 amino acids)
Biological process (GO): response to auxin
Source: RefSeq, a predicted model, not a curated record
CUUCAUCAUCAAUAUCUUAAUUAAUCAGACGUUUAGAAAUCCAAGUCUGUUUAAAAAACAAGUAAAACCCUACUUCGCAGCCUCUCUCCAUCACUCUUCCUAUAUAUUUAUUUUUUUUUGGUUUUGUAUAUGCUGUUUGGUUUUCUAUCAACCAUGACCACCGUACCAAUGUCCCUUGCAUACUCUUCUUUAGCCCUCUCCAACCAAGCCAUAACAGCAGAUCCAUGGCCAUGCCCCUUAGUUCUGUACUAAGUUUUUAUCGGGAAAAGUCAACAAAAGAAGAAAGAACUCUAGGGUUUUUAUUCUUCUUCUUUCUUUCUUUCUUUUUUUCCUUUUCUUUUGUAGAGAUAAAGAUAUGAUUAUGGGUGGUGGAGAAAAGAGCCUAAAGAACUUCCACCUCCACCUGCCGAAUCUUCAUCAUCACCAUCACAAGAAGCAGGCGAGAGAUGUUCCGAAAGGGUGUUUGGCUAUCAAGGUGGGCCAGGGAGAGGAGCAGCAGAGAUUUGUGGUGCCUGUCAUAUACUUCAAUCACCCGCUGUUCAUACAGUUAUUGAAGGAAGCAGAAGAAGAAUAUGGUUUUGAUCAAAAAGGCACCAUCACUAUCCCUUGUCAUGUGGAGGAGUUUAGGUGCGUCCAAGGCAUGAUUGACAAGGAAAAGUCCAUCCAUCAUCACCAUGUUGGAUGUUUUAGGGUUUGAUAUGUAUAUCAUGAAAAGAUCGUGGCGGGUUGUGGUGCCAAACAGGCCUAACCCCAUGAAUUAGGUCCAGUCUUUUUAUUCGGAUGUCUAGAGUUAGGACUUCCUUUUUUAAGGUUUUUUUUUCUUUCUUUCUGGUUCUUGAUAGACCUUGAUGGUUGGACGAUGAGGAAAUUUUGAUGGUGCUGAUAAAGAUGAUGUGUGAUCAUGACGAGGACAAAAUGAUGUUGCGAUUGUAUAAUUGAUUUCGUUUCUUUUCUGUUAGGAACCAAAAUGUGCGAUCGAAAAAGCAGAAGUAAAUGCUUUUCUUUUCUUUUC